AUGAACAAACGGUUAGAUGAAACAUUCGAUUAUGAAGCAUCUGGUGAAUAUUUUGAAGUGACAGUUAACAACUAUGAGGUCGAUAAUAUAAGUGAAACAACAACUAAAAAGUCAUCAUCAUCGACAAACGAAGAAGCAUCUUCUGAUGAUGGCGUAACUUGCAGCCAAACAAACAUUACAGACAUUCUAGCUGGAUAUGAUCUUGAGAAUCACGUGCUUGUCAUAUUUAAAGUUAAUGUCACAUCGAACGAACGUGAACUCGUCUUAUUUCUGAAUCUCGCGAAACGAUUUGCUGAAGCGCCUUCGAUUUUCCUCGAUCAAAAAUUCAUUGUAAUCACGUCGGAUCAUUCGAGUGAUAUCGUUUUGGAUUUUAUUGAGAAGGAAGACUUUCCAUCGGAUAUUGUGGUGAUUGAUGAAGAUGAUUUUAGCGAUUUCGGCUUCGUAAUAGACCUCGAUGAAUUGCAUGCUUAUGUCGUGGAUCAAUGCGGCAAAUUGACUUUUAUAGUUGUGCCGCCAUGGAGCUCAGCACAGCAUCCUUAUGUGAAAGCUGCGACUAUAUCGACGAUUAUCGAUUUGCCAUGCGCCUGUCCUUCAGAGCUGCUUGCUUCAAACAUCAUUGAACAGUUGUCAGGGGAAGUAAAAACAGAAGCGGAUCGAGAUUUUAAUGUUGAGUCUAAAAGCACAAUUGAAGAUGAUUCCACGAUUGCUGAUACAUCAUCAUUAAUGAACAUUCCUGUCAUCGAUAUCGACACAGAUGAAGUUGAAAAUAUCGAAGACUUGCUUGAUAAUUCCAAUAACAUAAAUCAUUCACAUCGUGAAUCAUCUGACUUUGACCUUCCAUUGAGAAUCAUAAUUCCGUCUGUACAUAUGCAUUUCGAUAACGAAACGCAAAACUACUGGAAAUAUGAACACAUUGUAAUGAAAACUGAUAAUUAUUCUUAUCACGACCAUCUACAAAACGGAGAACGACUUUUAAAAAUGCCGGAUGAAAGUUGGAAGCUUGAGAACAUUACAAACACUGACUUAGGCAUUUUUGUAGGAAAUCGAUCGUUUAAUGAUAUUCUUAGAAUUGCCAAAUCAAAACAAAUAUUUUUCGAUCGUUUAGGAAAAUCUUAUAGGAUUGAAAAGGAACACACAACAGGAGGGAAAUUCUUCGAAUUACUUCCAAUCGAUUUCGACGUAAUGAAACUCCCACCAGUUCGAGCAAUUUACGGCGUACGGCAUCAUUACGAGCAGAGAAAUUGA
This is a messenger RNA of Clunio marinus, 1245 nucleotides long. Lineage: Eukaryota; Metazoa; Arthropoda; Insecta; Diptera; Chironomidae. The record is from the annotation of a GenBank genome assembly.